Molecule: messenger RNA, 1738 nt
Organism: Hibiscus syriacus
Lineage: Eukaryota; Viridiplantae; Streptophyta; Magnoliopsida; Malvales; Malvaceae
Product: protein disulfide-isomerase 5-3-like
Cellular component (GO): endoplasmic reticulum; COPII-coated ER to Golgi transport vesicle
Source: RefSeq, a predicted model, not a curated record
GAAAUGAAAAUCCCAGGAUAAAACGCAGUAGAGUCGAAAUAGUUAAAACGUAAAACGACUUUGCUCGUCUCUCACCCUACACUCUUUGGAAAAAGGUUCUCCAUUGCUAGAUCUCUUGGGAUUUAAAUUCCUGUUCUUUUUUUUAUUUUGAGUUUUGAAAAAAAAAUCGGAUUCCGAGUGAUUGAUAUCAGUCAUGAUUUCUUCAAGCAAGAUCAAAUCCGUUGAUUUCUACAGGAAAAUCCCUAGAGAUUUAACAGAGGCAUCCUUAUCCGGUGCAGGGUUAUCCAUAAUAGCAGCAUUGGCUAUGAUGUUUUUAUUUGGAAUGGAAUUGAAUAAUUAUUUAGCAGUCAGCACCACUACAUCUGUUAUUGUUGACAAUAGUUCUGAUGGAGACUUUUUGCGCAUUGAUUUUAACAUGAGUUUUCCAGCGCUAUCAUGUGAAUUUGCUUCUGUUGAUGUGAGUGAUGUCUUGGGAACUAACAGGUUGAACAUAACAAAAACCAUACGAAAGUUCUCAAUAGAUCCACAUUUAAGACCCACUGGUGCAGAGUUUCAUUCCGGACCUGUUCUACAUUCUAUUAAGCAUGGAGAUGAAGUUGAUGAAGAAACUGUCGAGGGUGCUGUACCAUUAAAUGGUGUUAGCUUUGACAAACUUUCACAUCUGUAUCCAAUUUUAGUUGUCAAUUUUUAUGCUCCUUGGUGCUACUGGAGUACUCGCCUGAGACCAUCAUGGGAGAAAACUGCCAACAUAAUAAGGGAGAGAUAUGAUCCAGAAUCAGAUGGGCGUAUUCUUUUGGCCAAGGUUGAUUGUACUGUAGAAGUUGACUUGUGUAAGAGGCAUCAUAUUCAAGGGUAUCCAUCCAUUCGCAUUUUUCGUAAAGGCAGUGAUCUGAGGGAGGACCAUGGACACCAUGAACAUGAAUCUUAUUAUGGAGAUCGUGAUGCAGAAACUCUGGUUAAGGCAAUGGAAGAUUUGGUUGCUUCUGUUCCACAGGAGAGCCAGAUGCUGGCUUUAGAGGAUAAAUCCAAUGUAUUGAAACUACCGGCACCAUUGACUGGAGGAUGCAGAAUUGAAGGAUACGUGCGUGUUAAGAAGGUUCCCGGCAACCUUAUAAUCUCUGCUCGUUCAGGCGCCCAUUCUUUUGAUGCUUCUAAAAUGAACAUGUCUCAUGUCAUAAGCCAUCUUUCGUUUGGUAAAACGAUUUCACCUUGGUUACUGAGUAAUGCGAAGCGAUUAAUACCUCAUCUUGGUAGAAGCCAUGACAGGUUGAAUGGUCGGUCAUUCAUUAAUCACAGGGAUUUAGAUGCGAAUGUUACGAUAGAGCAUUACCUUCAAAUUGUCAAAACAGAGGUGGUUACAAUGAAAUCUUCUCGGGAACAUACGUUAAUCGAGGAAUACGAGUACACCGCGCACAGCAGUCUAGCACAGAGCAUAUACAUACCCGUUGUGAAGUUUCAUUUCGAGUUAUCUCCGAUGCAGGUUUUGAUAACGGAAAACCCGAAAUCGUUUUCGCACUUCCUCACUAACGUCUGCGCUAUAAUAGGAGGUGUUUUCACGGUAGCUGGGAUUUUGGAUUCAAUAUUACACAACACAAUUAGGGUGAUGAAAAAGGUAGAAUUAGGCAAAAACCAUUGAUAGAGAAAAGAGGGGGAAAUGUAUUGUGUAAAGGAGUCUAAUUAGUGAGGAUUAUUAUAUUAAGGAAAUGACAUAAAAACACGAUAGACGAAUAUUUUAUUU